Messenger RNA from Stylophora pistillata, 5367 nucleotides. RefSeq names its product serine/threonine-protein phosphatase 6 regulatory subunit 3. Gene Ontology annotation, molecular function: protein phosphatase regulator activity; protein phosphatase binding. Gene Ontology annotation, cellular component: cytosol; nucleus. The record is from RefSeq and is a predicted model, not a curated record. NCBI's taxonomy places the organism in Eukaryota, Metazoa, Cnidaria, Anthozoa, Scleractinia, Pocilloporidae.
CUCCAUUUGUAAAGCGGAGUGAACUCGUUUCCCGCCGUUAGAGUUUCGGAACCCUUCUGUUGAUUUACGCUUGUAGAGACGUUAAAACGUACCUUUCAUUUCCAACACAUUAAUGGUGGCUGAAAAUUAUCAGUUCAUGUUUUGUGAAAAGUAUUUUGAGCGCAUGUGGUCACGACAGCCAACAGCCUAUCGGAAAUAGUGGUGGAUUUCAUGUUCUUCUGUGCUUUUGGAUUUAUUGUGCAACGUUGUUAAUAAAUUGAGAAAGUUAAGUUCUUCUCUAACGAGAAUUAUGGCGGUUAGAUCCAACUGAAAGAGUACAAAGUCGCCAUCUUGGUUGACAGCCAGCUCAGACGUACAAAACGAAAGUUGCUACAGAACUUCGUGGAUGGGCUCGAACAAGAAUUAUUCCGAUUUCUACAUUUCCUAAUCUCUGAUACAAAGACCUGUAUCCUAGCGUGUUUGCUCUUCAUGAGACCUACUUUUCCACAGUUCUAAAGGAGUAUUUGAUACACGGAUUCAAAAUGUUUUGGAAAUUCGAUUUGCACCCGAGCUCUGCUAUAGACACGAUGUUGACGAAAGAGGACUGUACUUUGAGCGAAAUAUUGGACGAAGAUGAUGUGCUGCAAGAGACAAAAUCGCAGAAUAGAAAGUUGGUUGACUUUUUUAUCAGACCAGACAUUUUGGAGGAGCUAGUGGAAUAUGUUUUACAACAACCAGAUGACAAUAAAGAUGAAAGUGUAAGAUACAAACAUCCUAACACUGCUUGUGAAGUUUUGACAGCUGAUGUAUAUGCAAUCAUUGAUAGGUUAACAAGCAAUGAGGAUCUUUUAAACAAAAUCUGGUCCUUUAUGGAAUCUGAACCUCCACUUAAUCCCUUACUAGCUAGUUUCUUUAGCAAAGUUAUGGGAGUUCUUAUAAGUAGGAAGACAUCUUUGAUGUUAGAGUACUUAAAAAGUAAGGAAGAUUUUGUGAAUGCUGUUGUGAAACAUCUUGGUACAUCUGCUGUCAUGGAUUUACUUCUACGAUUGAUAACCAGUGUUGAGUCACCACAACUGCGACAAGAUCUGCUUGAGUGGUUGAAUAAUCAAAAACUUGUGGAGAGUUUGGUCUUAUUAAUAGAUCCAGGAAAUGAUGAAGAGAGAUGUUGCAAUGCAGCACAAAGCCUGUGUGAUAUAAUCCGACUUAGCAGAGAUCACAUGUCACAGCUCCAAGAGAAUGCUGAUCAAGAUCCUUUACUAGAUGCAAUUCAAAGGAGAGAGACCGUAUCAGAGUUAUUGGAUCACAUGCUUCGGGAUGCUCAGCUUCACCCAGAUGUGGCACUGGUCAAUGGAAUAUCUGUUUUACUCACGCUUUUGGAAGUCAGGAAAGGAAGUGGGGAAGGUGAAGAACCUAUGACUGCUUUGGAUGCAGAAAGGCUUGCACAAGGAGUCAGUGCUACAUUAGCUGCUCUAACACCCAGACUCAAAGAUUUUCAUCAGCUUCUUGUAGAUCCUCCUCCAAUGAAACCAAUGCUUACGACUGUAGGAACACUAGAUCCUCCACUUGGAAACGCUCGACUUCAAACCUCCAAGCUGAUUGCUGCUAUAUUAGCCACUAAUAGUGAUACAAUAAAUGCUGAACUAGCUAAUCUAGGAACAAUACAAGUUUUAUGGGAGUUAUUUUUCAAGUAUUCAUGGAACAAUUUCCUCCAUACUCAAGUGGAGAAGUGUAUAACCACAGUAUUAAACAAUCCCCCAACUGAAGAAGAUGGGGAACAGAGCACUCCUUUAGUUGAUGUUUUAUUUAAAGAUUGUCAAAUUAUACAAAGGAUACUACAGGAAUGGGAGGAUCAUGAUUCAGAUAAAUGUCAGACCAACCAAAGGAAAGGAUAUAUGGGUCAUUUAACAAAUGUGGCAAACAGUCUUGUUCAUAGUCUAGAGAAAGGGAAAAACAAAACUGCUCUUGAUACAAUUUUUGCAGAGUUGCCUGAAAAAGUGCGUGAAAAAUGGAAUGCGUUUGUCAGCGGGAAGUUAGCAAAUGUCAACAAACAGAACUUAUCAGAACUGGUUGGACACAAUUUUCAGUCCUCUUCAGAAGAUGAAGAUGAUUUCAAACCUAUGUCCUUUUUACAUACAGAAAACUCUCUUCAGCAGGCAUUCUCAAGAUACCAGAUGCAGCAGAUGACAUCAGAAUUUAUGGAUACAUUUGGUCUGGAUGAGGAAGAAUUCCAAGAACCAGAUGAUUCAAUCACGGGACCAUUUGACAGAAUGGGAGAUGUUGGUUUUGCUGUAAAUGCCCAGGAAGAUAAUCCCAAUGCUUCAUUAUUUGAAGCUUGUUGUAAUGAAAAGAUUCAACAGUUCGAUGACAGUGGAAGUGAUGAAGAGGAUGUUUGGGAGGAAAAAGAACUCACCUUUUCAUCCAUUGCAGAGUCAAGACAUAGUACCCUAUCACCAGAGGGAGGAAGUGAAAGUGAGAGUAGUGACAGUGAUGACGAUUUGGAGUCAUCAGCUCCCAAAGGUCCCAAUGUACCAUUUGAAAGUGAAAGCAGCCCUCAGGGACUACCGGUAAAACAACCUCCUGCAGCUGCAGAUAAUAAAAUGGAAGUAGAUCCCACUGAUGCAUGGUCCCUUGCAUUUGAACCUGAAGAGACAGCAGUAGAUGAAGCUGUGUCAAUGGAUGCUUCAGAUGUUGGCUGGGGAGACACACCAGCAGCAACCACAGAUGACACAGGAUGGGCAACAUUUGAUAGUUUUACUGAUAUCAGAAUGGCUACCAGCAGUGAACCAACUGAGGAAGCAGCUGAUUCACCUGUUGCAAUGGAAACAGAAUCACCUGCUCCUUCACAGGCAGGGGCAGCAUAUAUAGUCAAAGAGGAUUCCAUUUCAAACAAGCCAGAUGAGUUAAGAACAUAUGGCUUGGUGUCCAGUGCUGAAGCUCUUGGAGUCACAACAGAUGGAGAUUGUGAGGAGUCUACAAGAAAGACAGAGCCCUCACCAGUCCAGGAUAGAGCAGCUCGUUACAGGUGUGAGGGUCAAUCACUUGACAAUUCAGCUCCACUAGCAACAAAUGAUAGUGAUGAUGAUAUUUCAGAUGAAGAAACUGCUGGUGUGAAAUGUGAGGAAGUAUUUUCCAGGGUAGAACAAGAUAACCAAACUGAGGGCAUUGUCCAUUCAAACAAUGAGGUUAUGACUGUAAAUAAUGCUCAUGAUGAUCAGAUGACAAGUGCAAAACUGGACAAUGGGCCUGUGGACUGUACAAAGGAUACUGAACAUCAGGGCUUAACAAAGAAAACUAAAUUGGAUCAGGAUUCUAGGUCACCGUUAAAGGAGUUGGUUGAAACACAAACAAAUCUAGUGAAUGGUCCAGGCUAGAUGUUCCUCUGGUUAUUGUUUGUAACUUUGACAGAUUUGUAUGUUUAUAGAUGAUGAUGUGUAAAAUAUUUUAGUAAUGGCUAAGUUUGCUGAAGGAACUUUACUCAGUAGGCAGGCCUCUGCAUCCAACUAGGCAAAAGGUAAUCAGAAAUUGUGACACAUCGUAUUCUAGGAUAUCUUUGUACAUGCAAAGAAUUUUGUGAGCCAUAUUGAAUUGGGUGCUGUCAGUUUUUUUUAUAUUUUAAGUUAUCUGAUUGAAAGUGACCUUUGAGGCCAUGAAUUAAUGUCUUUUUUUCAGAGAAGUUUGUGUUAAGCUCAGUUGUUCAAAACAUGACUGGAACACAUACUGCCAGCUAAUACUGGUCUGGAAAUGCCUUGUACUCUCAGAGUGAUAAAGAUUUUAUUUCAAUACUUAAUUAUCCAGGUAGAUGAUGAAAAGUAAAUCAAUUGACUGGCAGAUUUUCAGGUACAGAACCAAGUUUGGUGAAAAGCAGAGAUAAAAUGAAUGCAAGAUCGCAAUAUGAAAUGGCAAAUUCCAAGUGCUUUGAGAAACUGAACAAGAAUGGGAUGGUUGCAAAUACUUAAUUUCAUGAGUAUAUGUCAUCUAUGUAAUAAUUUCAAAGAUGGCAGGGAGGUUUGUUUCAAAAAAUUACUGGUUACAAUAUAUGUUCUUCCAGGCUUGAUUAAAUUUUGCAAUAAAGGAAGUUUUGCCUUCCUUUCUGGUGAGCUUGGUCUCUCUGUACUUGCAAGAGUAUUUUUUCCUAAUUCUUUGUUUCAUAUUUUAUAGUUAAGGGGAAGUGUCGUGAUAUAUUGUUGUGAACUGUUGGACAUUCAGUUAUUGAGGGUUGAAAUCUUAAGUUGGCAUCAGAAUUCUUUGAAUUUUCCUUUGACCUUUUUUUAAGAAAAUGGUAACAAAACUAACUUUUACUACAGACAAAUCAGCUGAAUAGUGUUCAAAUCCAGCAAUAUUGGUUUAAAGAAAUGUUUUGUGGUACUGAAUUGCUAGAGAAAUUUUUUUUUUCUUAUGAUGGGGGGGAAAUGUUAUAAUCACAAGGACAAGCAAAGUGAUGUACAUAGUAAUUUUUUACCCUUAAAAAGUUAUCUUCCUUGCAAGAUUUCAUAGAAAUCUUUUUUGUUUAAAGGCAGGCAUAAGAAAAGCUCCACUACUGGACCAUGUUGGUGGAAGAUUUUUUCAAAUCAUUUUCACUGGCAUUUGCGAAAACUUGAAAACCAAAAACAGCCAUCUUGAAGAGUGAUGCCAUUUUGGACUAUGUUACAUUCACGUCAUUGUUGCUGUCAUUUCAGUAGUUAUUCAUUCGUAGUCAGCAGGGAUUAAAAUAGCUUAUGUAAAGUAUCACAAAAUUUAGAAUGACCAGAGAUUAAGACUGGAAUACUGACAUUUUUCACCAAUUUGACUGUCCUUUAUGUGUGUGUGUGUGUGUGUGUGAGCCUGAAAUUAAUUGUGAGCCUGAAAUUAAUUGUCAAAUUACCAACAAGGUGUGCCAGUGGUGGAGGUCUUCUGUAAACUUUUUUUUCAAAAUUUGCUUACUCAGGAUGAUUGCAAAGCUUUUAUACAUAACAUGAUCGUGUAUAAUAAUUAUGAGUUGAUCAAUGGAAAAUCUCUCUCAAACCAAUUGAACAUUACAAUUUUACAUUUUGUUUUUGCUUGAAAAGGGUAUAGCCAGCAAACGUAACAAUUUUAUUUCCAGUUAACCUAUUACUUAGUAAAGGAUGAUAACCUUUACUCUCAACUACCAAUGCAUGUACCAAAGGCUGUAUUCAUAAUAAAACCUCUCGCAGUAUUCAAGAGAUGCACACCAUCACAGUUGUUGAAACUAUAUUGUAAUUUUAGUCAGUUGCCCCCUGAAAUAAAAUUAAUCUUAAGUUGUGAACUGUUACAUUGUUUGUGUAUUACCUAAUUGGCCAUAUAUCCAGGAAUGACAAUCCUUUGUCAGUCCUAAAGGCAUUUCAGUCUUGUUUAAGUUCAACACUCCAGGUAUUAAAAGGUGUUCUUGAA